CAGGCAUGACUAUCACGAAGAUGCAGGAUUGACUUCUCUGACGGUCAUCGAGAGGUAUUCUGGGCCAAUUCUCUAAAUCCGUAUCCCUGCUGCAUAUCAGAAUGAACCAAUCCCCACGACUAACCACAGUCCCUAACCUUGAGGUGCCUGACAAGCAGCCCGCCGUACGCUGCGAUACCUCUCCACGGUCAGGGUAACAGCGUAAAUCGUUUUACCAAGCUCCGUCGCCUCCUUAAUUUAAGAUCCCCCUGAAUUUCCUCUUUCCCUGGAACGCUUUCUCUCCUUUUUGCUCCCUUUCGUCCUCACAGACCUGCAAAAACACUCUCAACAUGUUGACGUCCAGGCGACACCAUCAAUCCCACUCAGACAGCUUUUCUUCCAAAUACGGAACUUCAAAAGCUAUUUCUCGCUCCAAGCGGUACACUCGGGACACUUCAGUGGUGUCGAGACGCCCCGAAAGGCGCAAAGUACCAGAUAGUCCGCCAGAUGGGAGCUCUCUAUCCUCUUCUGUAAUCACCAUUUGCGUCGGCCAAGACCGACGGCUUUUCGCCGCCCACAAGGAAAUCCUCUGCGCUUCACCCUUUUUCGCAACAGCAUGCUCCCGUGCCCAGACACUUGACCCCUUCAACGGUCGGCGAAUUGCCUUGCCCGAAGAGCAACCGGAGGUAUUCUCUUGCAUCCUGGAGUACCUCUACAGAGGCGAUUACUAUCCCCGAUUGGUUCAAAAUGAGCGGCGCGACACAUGGGAACUGGAGAAUCCUAGGCUCAUGGACGGGCAAACCGACGGAGCUACGCUUUCCCAUCCAGCUGCUGAGGGUGAAAUCCUGAAAGACACAGCUGUCUACUGUGCCGCAAACAAGUACGGCCUGGAACAUCUCAAGCGCCUUUCCCUCGUGAAGCAGGGCUUACAUACAGGUAUUCAGUGCAGCACUAUCCUUGCAAGUGCUCGCUAUGCCUAUGCGAAUACGCCGGACCACGAAUCUAAGCUCCGAGCUCACUACCUCGCUCUUAUCAUCCGCAGUAGGUCCACCUUUAAGAGGAGUGGUACGAUGCAAAUGGAGAUGGAAAAGGGAGGCAAAUUAUUUUUCGAUCUUUUUGUGGCCAUGAGUAACCAUAUGGAUGACCUCACGGCGCCGACUACUAAGCCUUCCUUUGCCGCAUGAUUGUUUCCGACCAUGUCGUUUUGAUAUCACUGAUUUAACUGGUGUGAUACGACACCAAGAUUAAGACUGUAGGAUUUGAUUAAUGUUUACUUGAAUGCUUUAUUGCUUAGCGCUCUGUUUCUUUGCUCUUCUAUUUACCUGCUCGGCGUUUUAGCUAAUAAUUACGGGUCCCGUGUCUCCAUUAACUAUGCUCUACUCUGCUGUACUAUAUCCUGUUGACCCGA
Molecule: messenger RNA, 1387 nt
Organism: Aspergillus versicolor CBS 583.65
Lineage: Eukaryota; Fungi; Ascomycota; Eurotiomycetes; Eurotiales; Aspergillaceae
Product: BTB/POZ domain-containing protein
Exons: 4
Coding region: 330-1163 (277 amino acids)
Molecular function (GO): protein binding
Source: RefSeq, a predicted model, not a curated record